CUACUACUGCUGCUAACUCUUCCUUCAAAGUAUUGUAUUGGAUUCAUCGACAUGCACAUUUGAUUUCGAGCUCUAUCUCUCUCUCUCUCACCCUUCAAUCGAGGCCUUUCUCUUUCUCUCAUGCGUUAUUAACACUGCUCAACUUACUUGUUUUAAGGUUCACCUUCCACCACCGCCAUGGAAGCUAUAACUUCAAACAAAUCUUCUUAAAACUCCGUGAUUCCUUAUUACUUACUUCAGUAUCAUUAUUACUUCAUUCUGACUACCCCCUUCCUCUACCUAUAAUACCUAGUACAUGUACAAGAAGAAGAAGAAAUUUUAAUUGCUUCAUCAUCAGCAGCAGCAGCACCGAAAACAAUGACGCCUACAAACUGGCUAUCGUUUUCUCUAUCACCGUUAGACCUCUACCAAUCAACCAAUACUACUCAUCAUCAUCAAGAUGCUGCUCCUACUACUACUGCUACGACACCAAAAUACAUGCCUUACGAAAGCUUAUCUUCCGAUUCUUCCCACCAGUACUACAACUUUGAUUCUUUGUAUGCCAACAACAACAAUGAUUACUGGACGAAUAGUAUGAGGGCAGCAACGAAUCAAGAUUCUCAUGGCUACACAGCAGUUGAAGAAAUUCAAGAUAUAAAAGAAAUCAAAACAGGGGAUUUCUCAUUUUUAACAAGUUUGAAUCAUCAACAGAUAGUACCAAAACUUGAGGAUUUUCUCGGUGGUGAUUCUGUAUCUGCUUCAUCCAUGCAUCAUCAACAACAUAGUCAAACAGAAACUCAGGAGGAUUCAGCAUUAAGUAAUGUUUAUCAUGAACAACAAAGUACUUGUUAUUAUGGUGGAGAUCAACAAGAUCUUAAAGCAAUCACUGGUUUCCAUCAGGGGACUUUUUCUUCGGCUAAUUCUGGUUCUGAAGUUGAUGAUUCAUCUGUUUCUGUAACUGGUUCAAUGGGUUUCCAUCCUCAUCAUCACCAGCAAGCUUUAUCUCUUGAAUCCUCCAGAAAUGAUUUACUUUACUCAGACACCACUACACCCACUACUAACAAUAAUAACAACAACAGCAACCAGAGAUUGUCAUUAGCGGUUUCCAGUAAUAAAACUCAGAAUUCAGAAAAAGCUAUUGUGGCCGUGGGUGAUGCUAAUUCCGAGUCAUGUAAGAAAAUUACUCCUGAUACUUUCGGUCAGAGAACUUCCAUUUACAGAGGUGUCACAAGACAUAGAUGGACAGGUAGAUAUGAAGCUCAUCUAUGGGAUAAUAGCUGUAGAAGAGAAGGGCAAAGUAGGAAAGGACGUCAAGUGUACUUGGGUGGGUAUGAUAAGGAAGAUAAAGCUGCAAGAGCGUAUGAUUUAGCGGCUUUGAAAUACUGGGGUCCAACUGCAACAACUAAUUUUCCGGUUACAAAUUACUCCAAGGAAAUGGAAGAUAUGAAGACAAUGACCAAGCAAGAGUUCAUUGCUUCCCUUAGAAGGAAGAGUAGUGGAUUCUCAAGAGGAGCUUCUAUGUACAGAGGAGUAACAAGGCAUCACCAGCAAGGCCGAUGGCAAGCCAGGAUAGGCCGAGUUGCCGGGAAUAAAGAUCUCUACCUUGGUACAUUUGGAACUGAAGAGGAAGCAGCGGAGGCAUAUGACAUAGCAGCAAUAAAGUUCAGAGGCUUGAAUGCUGUAACCAAUUUUGAGAUGAACAGAUACAAUGUUGAAGCCAUCACCAAUAAUGAACUUCCCAUUGGUGGGGCUGCAAAGCGUCUAAAGCUCUCCCUCGAAGCCGAAUCAGAAACACAAUCACCACAGGUACACCGUGAACAACCCCCAACCGGUAGUUGUUGUAGCAGCAUUUCCACUGUUCCUGGUGUGUACCAAGAUUCUGCAACCACCUUAUAUCAUCAGCAUCUCUUCCACCAGCUUAGUUACACAAAUGGCACCUCCUCCCAUCCGGUCAUUGCUCCAAUAAUGUCUUCACCAUCUGAGUUUUACGGGCGGGGUAUGAUUUAUGGAAGCACCACACCGUUUAACAUCAGCAGUCACUUUAACAACAGCAUCAACAAUACUGAAGCUAACCUUAACCAACCCUGGAAUAUGACGGCAUCUUACAACAAUAACUGAAGGCUGCGCACGGAUGUGAUCUGACCCACUACUUACUACCUCACUAAAACAGAUAUCUUGGUCUUUUUUGUCUUUAUAGUUAACGAGUGGCCUUCUAAUCCUUUUUGCCUGCUAUUCUUAGAUGAAGAAGUGUCGUCUUUUGUUGUAACAACCAAGUAAAGAGUAGUUGUAGCUUUUACUUUCAGUUUAGUUUAGGUUCGCAUGGAAUCAGUCUUUUCCUUCGUUCGGGAUGAAUUUUUGGAGGAACUUUAGUUUCUCUGGCUUCCGUGCCUAAUAAUAACUAUUCGGUUGUAUGGGUUCUGAUUUAGCAUGCCAGAGGUUUUUGUAAAAAUUUCUACAUAGGAAGUUUUCCAGUUUAACGUCA
Messenger RNA from Papaver somniferum (opium poppy), 2461 nucleotides. RefSeq names its product AP2-like ethylene-responsive transcription factor AIL7. The record is from RefSeq and is a predicted model, not a curated record. Lineage: Eukaryota; Viridiplantae; Streptophyta; Magnoliopsida; Ranunculales; Papaveraceae. The transcript has 10 exons. Gene Ontology annotation, biological process: regulation of DNA-templated transcription. Bases 358 to 2097 code for a protein of 579 amino acids. Gene Ontology annotation, molecular function: DNA-binding transcription factor activity; DNA binding.